UUGGACUUGAAACCGAUCUGCUAUCUUCAUCUCUACCAUUGUUCUGCCAAGGAUAUUAUUAAAGAAUUAACUAGAUUGGGUAAACAAGGAACUACACUGAAUGUGGGCCAACUCAAGCUGCGUUUGUGUGCUGAAGAGGAUGAGAUUUCUGCCUUCAUUAAUUUGUUGCGAAUUUGCCCAAAGCUGUAUAAACUUGGUAUACAACUAUUUAACAACGUUGUGCCAACUACUACAAACGCGUUGGAGCAUUCAGAGUUUAUUGUGGCCGGAAUAUGCCAAAAUGUUCAUACAUUGAAUCUUUCUUGUGCAUUUAGAGGGUCAUUGCCGGAAAUGCUACUCUUCAAGUGGCUUCUUGCGUGCUUUCCCAUGCUUGAGAGGAUUUCCAUAUCUCAAAGAAUAACAUUUUGCUCCAACACGGAGUUAAAAAACAAACAGGAGCUUUUACACUUCCUUCGAGCUUCUUCAAAAGCUGAUAUCUUU
Molecule: messenger RNA, 480 nt
Organism: Cuscuta epithymum
Lineage: Eukaryota; Viridiplantae; Streptophyta; Magnoliopsida; Solanales; Convolvulaceae
Source: the annotation of a GenBank genome assembly